Lycium barbarum (goji berry) is the source of this 3558-nucleotide messenger RNA. RefSeq names its product PWWP domain-containing protein 1. The coding region runs from base 190 to 3342 and encodes 1050 amino acids. Lineage: Eukaryota; Viridiplantae; Streptophyta; Magnoliopsida; Solanales; Solanaceae. The transcript is spliced from 2 exons. The record is from RefSeq and is a predicted model, not a curated record.
AAAUAAGCUCCAAUCUCUCUCUCACCCAUCCACAUUUCGGUUUUCUGUCUCUCUCAUUGGGCUGACAGGGUUUGUACCGUAAUAUCCACAAUCCUCACUCAAUUCGCUGCAUUUUUCUUAGAGAAAAUUCAUCGCUAUUUAUUCUUGUCCAUUCUCAAGUCGUAUGGAAUCGGAGUUUAGCUCCAUGAAAUGAUUUCUGUUAUGAGCAACGGAUUCGAGCCAAAUCGAAGAAACAACGAUUCACUAGAGAAAGGCACCAAACUUAGGGUUUCCAGUAGCAGCACCCCCACAGAUGGUCCUGAAGAACCUAGGGUUUCUAUGGACGUAAAUAAUUCUAGGGUUUCAAAUUCCCAAACUGACGAUUCUUCUAGGGUUUUGAAUUUGGAAAACGAGGGAAAUGAAAUUAGGGUUAGGGAAGUGAAAGACGAAGAAGAUGUGAAUUCGGAAAAGUCGGGUCGGGUUAAAGGGAAGAACAAGACAGCAUUGGGUUCUAGUAAAACUGCAGUGAAGAAAGGGAAAUCGGAGCCCGUUGUUUCGCAGUAUGAUUUGAUGCUGUCCAAGUUUGAUGAAUAUGCAGGAAAUGUGAAAUCUUGGUCAGUUGGGUUUGGUUUUGAAAUGGGUGAUAUGGUUUGGGGAAAAGUGAAAUCACAUCCAUGGUGGCCAGGCCAUAUAUUUAGUGAGGCUUUUGCUACCCCUUCGGUUCGUAGGAGUAAAAGGGAAGGUCACAUUUUGGUGGCUUUCUAUGGUGAUAGUAGUUAUGGUUGGUUUGAUCCUGAUGAGCUUGUACAUUUCGAGCCGACCUUUGAUGAGAAGUCUGUGCAGACUAAUGUGAAGACUUUUAUAAAGGCAGUCGAGGAAGGAGUUGAUGAAGUGGGUCGUAGGAGUGCUUUAGGUUUGGUUUGUCAUUGUAGGAAGAGAUAUAGAUUGCGUGCUGCGUCGGUUAAUGGUUUUUUUGCUGUGGAUUUUAGUGAGCUUGAGAUGAAUUGUACUUACUCUGCUAGUCAGAUUAAGAAGGCUAGGGAAAAGUUUCAACCGAAAGAGACUCUUGAUUUUGUGAGGAAGUUGGCGUUGAAGCCGAGGAGUAAAGUUCACGAAGAUCUUAGCUUUGUUAAGAAAAAGGCGACGGCUUUGGCGUAUAGGAAGGCGGUGUUUGAGGAGGAGGAUCCUACUUAUGCGGAAGCGUUUGGUGUUAUUCCUUCUAAACAGGCACAAGAAGUGGCUCAGAGACUGCCUUCUUCAAGAGCUCCUUUGAGUGGCAGAUUGGUGUUUGCAGAUACUGUGGGUAAGGGAAAGGGUUCUGCAAAAUCUAAUAAAACGAAGGACCAAGAACAAUCAAAAAUUAAAAAGAAGGACGAAGUUGAGAAAGAAAAGUAUCUGUUUAAACGCAGAGAUGAGCCUGUUAACCUGAAAGUCCACCAAGUUGGUCCAGCACAAGCAGGUUCUUCUGACCAGCCUGUUCAUCUAGACGGUUCGUCCUUAGCAGGAAAAGAUGUAUCUCCUAGUGCUGCUGAUCACCUGCCUAAUGCGUCUGGUUCCACCUUGAUUGAGAGUUUUAAGCAGCCAUCAAGUCAGCCAGCUAAUGUGGAAGAACUGCAUGUAGAGAGACAAGCUGAAGAUGGUGGUACUGAUAUUGUGGGGCCUUCAGUGCCUGCUGAGGCAAGGCAACAUGCUGGGGGUUCUCAAGUAAACAAGAAGAGUGGGUCAGAUAAGGUCAAGGUUCGUAAACGUUCUGGUGGAGAAGUGAGUGGUGGAAGUAGUCCGUCAACCGAGAGGAAGAAAAAGAAGAAGAAGGUGGCGUCGGGCUUGAAUGCUAACUCUAAUCAUGGGGAUGGACAAGCAGCUGUUUCUUCAGAUAAUUCGGUAAUGGAGAGAGUUGCAAGUGAGUCUGUCCAAGUUCCUUCAGCUUGUAGGGAAGAACUUCAAAUGGAUGUUCAGCAAAAGGGUAAUCCUGCAGACAGUUCUGUGCCUGACCGUGUGGGAACAGAAGAUAAGGUUGGGAAUAGAAGCAGUGAUAUUGAGCUUCCUCAAGUACUAAGUGAUUUGCAUGCGAUUGCUCUUGAUCCCUUCUAUGGUGCAGAGAGCAGAAAUAUAAAUACAAUACGAGAACUGUUUCUGAAAUUCCGGUCCCUUGUCUAUCAAAAAAGCUUGGCCUUGUCUGCUGCCGUUGAGAGUGAGUCAAGUACCCCUGUCAGCAAAUCACCUGUUGCUGCCCCUAUGUCAGAAGCUGGCCCCAGCAGCAGUGUGAAACAAGCAUCAAAUCUGAAGCCACAAAAGAAUCCUCCCAGGCCAGAUGAUCCUACCAAAGGGCGAAAGCGGGGUCCUUCAGAUAGGCAAGAGGAAAUGGCUGUCAAGAAGAAGAAGAAGAUCAAUGAUUUGAGAGCAUUGGCAGCACAGAAGAAGGCUUCGGGGAAGACUUCAGAAGUUCAACCAGGUGAAAGCAAGGAAAUACCUGCGAAAAAACUGGCUUCAACACCUGUGAAACCAUCUAAGCCAGAUAGUGGCAAGAAGAAGGAGCCGGUAGAAAAGGUACCUGACCCAACCAUGCUUGUUAUGAAGUUUCCACCUAAUGGAUCUCUUCCCUCCAUUUCUGAGCUGAAGGCAAGGUUUGCCCGUUUUGGGACUCUGGAUCAUUCAGCUACUCGGGUCUUCUGGAAGUCAUCCACCUGCCGUUUGGUCUACCAAUUCAGGGAUCAUGCAGUGCGGGCCUUUAGAUUUGCCACUGGUAACCCGAAUUUGUUUGGGAACACCAAUGUGAGAUGCUUUAUUCGAGAAGUGGCAGCCGAAGCACAAGACACAGAAACUACCACCAAGGUGCCAAGGGACGAUGCUAGUACCGGGACUUCUGCACCAAAAGAUGGAGUAGCUGAUUCGAGGUCCUCGGCAAAGUCUGGGCAGCUGAAAUCAUGUCUAAAGAAACCCCCAGGUGAGGAAGGACCGCCUGCAAAUGGUGGUAAUGGUAGUAAUAGGGGAACUACCCGUGUAAAAUUUAUGUUGGGUGAAGAAGAUAAUAAUAGAGAUAGAGGUGAGCAGACAAAUGAUAUUAAGAACGUCAACAACUCUAGUAGUAUUGCUGAUGGAAGUGCAUCUUCUAGUUCUAAUAUCAUCAAUUAUACAACUCAGUCGUCCAUGCUCCCGCUUCCUAUUGCUCAAUAUGCCAAUGCACCAAAUGAUAAUCACAUUGCCCAUCAAGUAGCCCAUAGAAAUGUGCCCAAUUAUAACAAUCAAUUGUCUGUUCCUGAAGCCGACUUUUCACAACAAAUGCUAGGCCUUCUCACCAAGUGCAAUGACAUUGUGACCAAUUUGACGGGUUUAUUGGGCUAUUACCCUUAUCAUGCCCUUUAAUAAUAGGCUCGUGAUUUUGGAAGGCUUUUGGGCUAAGCCACCAACUCAUCGACACAAUGCACGACAUUUAGUGUCGGAAGAGUUUCUUAAACAAAAGGACGCAGAUUAAAAUCUGCCUGUGCUAAAGGAGCUGCCGCGGCUGGAAGUUGGAAUUGCUUAAGUAUCUCCCGAUUGUACCUGUAAAAGAAUUGAUGAUAGUGAUUGUGCCUUCUUGUU